Ambispora gerdemannii is the source of this 357-nucleotide messenger RNA. The record is from the annotation of a GenBank genome assembly. NCBI's taxonomy places the organism in Eukaryota, Fungi, Glomeromycota, Glomeromycetes, Archaeosporales, Ambisporaceae.
AUGUGCAAAAAUAUUAGCGAAGAAGAAAUUUGUGAUUUAGCGAAACAACUUUAUGAACAUGCUCAAUUACUUCCUUGUAAACGUUCUGCUAAUAUUCUUCGUGAAGAACUCUUAAAAAAAGGCGAAAAAAUAAAAAGAUUACCAAACCGCUAUAUGGAUAAAAUAAUUAGCAUUAAGGAUCAAACAACUGUCGUAAAAAUCAUAUCAAAAAUGUGGUGGUCACUUUCCCAGGAAAACAAAAACGUUUAUCUUAAACUUCAAGAAGAAAUAAAAUCCACACACAAAAAGAGAUAUCCUGACUGGAAAUCUAAUCAAAGCAGAUAUAGGUCAGAUUUCAAAGUUGGGAUCACAGAUUGA